AUGAAAUUGAUUCUUAUUAUCGGUUAUAUUCUGUGCAUUUCAAGUUCCAAAUCUCUUGAUUUCAAAGUGAUGCUUUCCCAAAUAGACCAACAUCAUAUAGGCUAAACCUUUUUAAAUGCUCUGCAAAUAGGCCUAGCAAGUGGAUCCCCUGUUCAUGAGAUUCAGAGCUAUCUCAAUAACAUUAGGUAUCCAGCAUCAUUCUAUAUUAGACUCAUGCUUUAAUCAGAAUAGAAAGAGGCAGAUAAUUUUAUAUUGGAAACACAAACAAAAUGUUAGAGAAUAUUGCAUGAUUUCUCAUCCAAUUAUGCAUAUCAUAGUACUUAACUGAUAGCAAAUCAAAAGAUUCUGCAGGUACACACUUGGUUUCAUUUAAGGAAAACACAGAAAAUCUGCAAAGAGCAUUAAAUAAAAUAGCUGAAGUUAGUGUGGAAAUUGAUUAAAAUAUGUUGAAAAAUAACGCUGGUUAGAGUGAAAGGGAUCAACAAUAUGCAGAAUUAUAAUCUACUCUUAAAGAUCACAAUGAAGCUAUUUCAGCCAUUGAUGAAGCCUAUGCUCUUAUUGAACAUUUAGCCAAUGGAUCAUCUUAUAUUUAAGUUAAAGGCCGUUUCAAUAAAGUUAUAAAUCGACUCACCUAGCAAUCUUCCGGUAUUAUUCGUCUCUUACAACCCAUCAUAACAAUGAUGUCCCAAUUAGCAUCCAACACAGAUGAAACCAAAAAACUACUUCUCUUGUUGAGUGGAUUGAAAGUCCAAAUCCUGGAAGCCAAAAGCAAAGAUGAAGAUCUUGAAAAAGUGGCUGCCUUGAAUUGGUAGUAAUUUUCAAAUGAUCUCAUUAAUGAACAAAAUGCUCUCUCUGAUCAAAGACAAAAUCUAGAAUAAUCCAUACUUAAUUAUUAGAGCAUCAUCGAAGAAUCCAAAGAAAAACUAAAAUACCAUUAGGUUGAGUUUAUUAUAAAUAAAGUAUAAAAGUGAUUAAAUAGGAAAAUGUGGAAAAUCAGGAUAUCUGGUGCAGAUAACAAUAGGAUAUCUACUCGAUUGAUUUGUAGUCCAGAAACUAAGCCAUGUCUAUGGUCUCAAAAAUAGUAGAUCACAUGUAGGAUAAGGUUGUAACACUAAAAGAAUAUUUAAGAGAGAGACAUCAAAUUCAGUCAUGA
Paramecium octaurelia is the source of this 1153-nucleotide messenger RNA. The record is from the annotation of a GenBank genome assembly. NCBI's taxonomy places the organism in Eukaryota, Ciliophora, Oligohymenophorea, Peniculida, Parameciidae.